AUUGUCUUUUGAAAGUCUGGUAUCCUAUGACUGGCUGGAAGUCUUCAAUUAUACCUCAGAAUCAUCAUGAAGUGAAAAAGAGACAGGCGGCUACCCAGUUUUCCUUCGUUUAUUUGGCACAUCCCCGAGCUGUGACAGGUUUUUCAUGGAGAAAAACUAGCAAGUACAUGCCCAGAGGUUCAGUCUGUAAUGUGUUAUUAACUUCCUGCCAUGAUGGCGUCUGCCGACUCUGGGCGGAGACAUUGUUACCAGAAGACUGCCUUUUGGGUGAGCAGAUUUGUGAGACCACCACUUCCAGCAUUGCCGGCAACCUUUCUCAGACGGGAAGACACAAAGACAGAAUACAACAUGCUCUGGAGACUAUUCACCAUUUGAAAAAUUUAAGAAAAGGACAAAGGAGAUCUUCUAUUCUUGUAACUCACGCUGAAUUAAUGCCUGACCAGACGGCAACACAUGAAGUUCAAAGACACAUUUCUCACCAUGCAAAUGCACUGUGUCACUUUCACAUUGCAGCGAGCAUCAAUCCGGCAACAGAUAUUCCAAAUGUUUUGGCUGGCACGGUGUUUAACAUUGACGAUGCAAAUGGCUUUGUAGUUCAUUGGCUAAACAAUAAGGAAUUUCAUUUUACUUCAUCUACUGAAAUAUUCAUACAGCAAUUACGAAAACUUUCUGAAAAGCAAGUAGACCAUGAAAGCGAAGAUGCAGACAGAGAAGAUGAAGCACAUUCACAGGAAGAAAGAGAAAGAGGUUUGCAUAUGAAACUAGACCAUGAAUUAUCCCUAGAUAGAGAAUCCGAGGCAGGUACAGGAUCAUCAGAACAUGAAGAUGGGGAAAGAGAGGGAAGCCCUAGGACCUAUUCACGAUCUAGCAUCCCUAUGCCACUGCCUACGGUCUUGCUCGAUCGGAAGAUUGAAAUGCUGCUAACCGAAUGGAAUAAGAAUCCCGACAUGCUUUUCACUAUUCACCCUGUAGAUGGUACCUUUCUCGUGUGGCACAUAAAGUAUUUGGAUGAAUAUAAUCCUGGAAUAUUUAGACAAGUUCAGGUUUCUUUUUCUUCUCGGAUUCCUGUUGCAUUUCCGUCUGGCGACGCAAGCUCUCUUAGUAAAAACAUCAUGAUGUAUGCCUGUAUAAAUGCUACAAAGGAUUCUCACCACACCCUGUUGCAUCAAGAGAUGUUGGCUGUGGGCAGUCCUCAGGGAUCGAAGUCCUGCUCGAGACCACACAGUACAAACAUGAACAUUUUAGCCCCCACAGUGAUGAUGGUCUCUAAACACAUAGAUGGCUCGUUAAAUCAAUGGGCAGUCACUUUUGCCGAUAAAUCUGCCUUUACCACUGUCCUCACUGUGUCUCACAAAUUUAGAUAUUGCGGUCAUCGAUUUCACCUCAAUGACCUGGCCUGUCACUCUGUUUUACCACUGCUACUGACAUCAUCUCAUCAUAAUGCUCUGCUGACUCCUGAAGCAGAUUGUCACUGGGACUCAGACAAUCAAUUAAAUAGACUUAUGGAUCCUGUAAAACACCUAAAAAGUUCUUCGAAGCAACCUCUUAGAAACGCAGCAACACGCACAUUUCAUGACCCAAAUGCCAUCUACAGUGAACUUAUUCUAUGGCGGGUAGACCCAAUAGGACCCUUGUCAUACACUGGAGGGGUCUCAGAGCUGGCUCGAAUUAACUCUUUACACACUUCAGCCUUCUCUAAUGUUGCUUGGCUUCCAACUCUCAUUCCCAGUUACUGUCUUGGUACAUAUUGCAAUUCUGCAAGUGCCUGUUUUGUUGCUUCUGACGGCAAAAAUCUGAGGCUCUACCAAGCUGUGGUAGAUGCAAGGAAGUUAUUGGAUGAACUUUCAGAUCCAGAAUCAUCAAAGCUUAUUGGAGAAGUGUUUAAUAUUGUGAGCCAACAGUCUACUGCUCGACCUGGAUGCAUUAUUGAACUUGAUGCUAUAACCAACCAGUGUGGCUCAAAUACACAGUUGCUUCAUGUGUUUCAAGAAGACUUCAUUAUAGGAUAUAAACCUCAUAAGGAAGAAAUGGAGAAAAAGGAAACAGAAGUGCUUUUUCAGCCAUCACAAGGAUAUCGCCCACCACCAUUUUCAGAAAAGUUCUUUCUGGUAGUAAUUGAAAAGGACAGCAAUAAUAACUCUAUUCUUCAUAUGUGGCACCUUCAUCUUAAAUCUGUACAGGCAUGUUUGGCUAAAGCUUCAGAAGGUGUUUCAUCGGAGAGUCUACUUUCAGUUCCUGGACAAAAGAGUAUAGACUCUUCUCUAGAAUCUUCUCUUAAUGUGAGCCCCAUGCCCCAUUCUUCAUCAAUCGCCAACCUUCAGACUGCUAGUAAACUUAUUCUGAGUUCUAGACUGGUAUAUAGCCAACCUCUUGAUCUCCCCGAAGGAGUUGAAGUGAUCAGAGCAACACCUUCAGCAGGACAUCUGAGUUCCUCUUCAAUUUAUCCAGUGUGCCUUGCACCUUACUUAGUGGUCACAACUUGCUCUGACAAUAAAGUCCGCUUCUGGAAGUGCAGUAUGGAGAUCAGCCCACAGUGUGAGAGUGAAGAGAAGGAAACCUAUCAUUGGCGGAGAUGGCCCUUGAUGAAUGACCAAGGGGAAGAUAAUAGCAGUACAGUGAGCAUUGUGGGAAGACCAGUUGCUGUUAGCUGUUCAUACACAGGCCGCCUUGCAGUGGCCUACAAACAACCGAUCCAACAUAAUGGUUUUGUUUCUAAAGAAUUUUCCAUGCAUGUGUGCAUAUUUGAAUGUGAAUCCACAGGCGGGUCAGAAUGGGCUCUAGAACAAACCAUUCAUCUUGAUGAUUUGGUCAAGGUGGGGAGCGUACUUGAUUCAAGGAUCAGUGUCGACAGUAAUCUGUUUGUGUACUGCAAAUCAGAUACAGUUUUGAGCAAGGAUAGAUACCUUAUUCCAAAUAUCAAGCACUUAGUUCAUUUGGACUGGGUAUCAAAAGAAGAUGGCUCCCACAUUCUUACAGUAGGGGUUGGUGCUAAUAUCUUCAUGUAUGGCCGGCUUUCAGGAAUUGUGACUGAGCCGACCAAUAGUAAGGAUGGGGUUGCUGUCAUUACAUUACCGCUAGGUGGUAGUAUCAAGCAGGGAGUGAGGUCAAGGUGGGUUCUUCUUAGAUCAAUAGAUUUAGUAUCUUCUGUUGACGGCACACCUUCAUUGCCUGUUUCCCUCUCUUGGGUGAGAGAUGGGAUAUUGGUGGUGGGGAUGGACUGUGAAAUGCAUGUAUAUGCACAGUGGAAGCAUGCUGUCAAGUUUGGAGACACUGAAGUUGAUAGCCCUGAUGCAGAAGAGACAGCAGUGCAAGAGCAUUCUGCCUUCAAGUCUAACAUGUUGUCCAGGAAAAGUAUUGUUGAAGGAACAGCCAUCGCUGACGAUGUUUUCUGUUCACCAACUGUAGUUCAAGACGGUGGGUUAUUUGAGGCCGCACAUGUGCUUUCCCCAACUCUCCCACAAUACCAUCCAACUCAACUGUUAGAACUGAUGGACUUAGGGAAAGUUAGAAGGGCCAAAGCCAUCUUGUCUCACUUAGUAAAAUGUAUCGCCGGUGAAGUUGCAAUAGUUAGAGAUCCUGAUGCUGGAGAAGGAACUAAACGGCACCUCUCACGAACCAUCAGUGUAAGUGGCAGUACAGCGAAGGAUACAGUCACCAUAGGCAAAGAUGGUACCCGAGAUUACACCGAGAUAGAUUCCAUUCCUCCACUACCACUGUAUGCACUGCUUGCUGCAGACCAAGAUACAACGUACAGAAUUUCAGAAGAAAGUGCAAAAUUACCACAGAGCUUUGACGAUCAUACCAGAAGUCAGGCAGAGGAUGAGUAUUCAGAGUUGUUCCAAAUGCAGGAUAUCACAACAGAUGAUAUUGAUUUAGAGCCAGAGAAGAGAGAACACAAAUCCAAAGUGAUAAAUCUUUCUCAAUAUGGACCUGCUUACUUUGGUCAGGAGCAUGCAAGGGUACUUUCAAGUCAUCUUAUGCACUCAAGUCUACCAGGCCUGACCCGCUUGGAGCAGAUGUUCCUGGUAGCUUUGGCAGAUACAGUGGCUACCACCAGUACAGAGCUUGAUGAAAACAGAGAUAAGAACUACUCAGGAAGAGACACAUUAGAUGAGUGUGGUUUGAGGUACUUGCUAGCUAUGCGUUUGCACUCAUGCCUUUUGACAUCACUACCUCCUUUAUACCGAGUGCAGCUGCUUCAUCAAGGUGUGUCUACUUGCCAUUUUGCCUGGGCUUUUCAUUCUGAGGCCGAGGAAGAACUGAUUAAUAUGAUUCCAGCCAUUCAGAGAGGAGAUCCUCAGUGGUCUGAGUUAAGAGCUAUGGGAAUUGGUUGGUGGGUCAGGAAUAUUAACACUCUUCGAAGAUGUAUUGAAAAGGUUGCCAAAGCUGCUUUUCAAAGGAACAAUGAUGCCUUAGAUGCUGCAUUAUUCUACCUUUCAAUGAAGAAGAAAGCAGUAGUAUGGGGUCUGUUCAGGUCACAGCAUGAUGAAAAAAUGACAACAUUUUUUAGCCAUAAUUUUAAUGAAGAUCGAUGGCGUAAAGCUGCUUUGAAAAAUGCCUUCUCUUUACUUGGAAAGCAACGCUUUGAACAGUCUGCUGCUUUUUUCUUGUUAGCAGGUUCACUAAAAGAUGCUAUUGAGGUAUGUCUUGAAAAAAUGGAAGAUAUUCAGCUAGCUAUGGUUAUUGCCCGUCUAUACGAAUCUGAAUUUGAGACCUCAUCCACCUAUAUAUCCAUCCUAAACCAGAAGAUUUUAGGUUGCCAAAAAGAUCGCUCAGGAUUUGACUGCAGAAGAUUACACCCAGAUCCUUUCCUGCGUAGUCUUGCCUACUGGGUCAUGAAAGAUUACACCCGCGCCUUGGACACAUUGUUGGAACAAACACCAAAAGAGGACGAUGAACACCAAGUUAUCAUCAAAUCUUGUAACCCAGUGGUGUUUAGUUUCUACAACUACCUUCGAACUCAUCCUUUGCUUAUUCGAAGAAACCUUGCCUCCCCUGAAGGAACUCUGGCAACCUUGGGUCUCAAAACGGAGAAAAACUUUGUUGAUAAAAUUAAUCUCAUAGAAAGAAAACUAUUCUUUACCACUGCAAAUGCACAUUUUAAGGUUGGAUGCCCUGUUUUAGCCUUGGAGGUUCUCUCCAAAAUUCCCAAAGUUACCGUCAUAUCUGCCUUAUCUACCAAAAAAGACCAGGCCAAGCUCGUUUCUAAAAAGAGGGCUGAUGAACCUACAGAGUCAAAAACUCCGAGUGAUGGCUACACAGCUUCUGGCACUGACUGGUCAAGUGUAACUUCAUCACAGUUUGACUGGAGUCAGCCAGUAGUAAAAGUUGAAGAGGAACCUCUCAAUCUUGACUGGGGUGAGGAACACGAUAGUGCCUUAGAGGAAGAGGAGGACGAUGCUGUUGGGUUAGUCAUGAGAAGUGCACCAGAUGGACAAGACCAGAGAGCUUCUGAGCCUAGUAGGUUACUGACUCCGCAGGAAGAGGAUGAUGUCAAAGGUGACACCGAAGUCGACGUGAUUGCUGAGCAGCUGAAAUUCAGAGCUUGUUUAAAGAUCCUAAUGACGGAACUGAGAACACUGGCGACAGGCUAUGAGGUCGACGGCGGGAAACUCCGAUUUCAACUCUACAACUGGCUCGAGAAGGAAAUUGCUGCCUUGCAUGAGAUAUGCAGUCACGAGUCAGUCAUUAAAGAGUAUGCCGUGAAGGCGUAUUCCAGGGUAGAGAGUGAUCUUCUGGAUCAGGAAGAAACAGUGGACAAACCAGAUAUUGGUUCCUACGAACGGCACCAAAUAGAAAGACGGAGAUUGCAGGCUAAACGAGAGCACGCAGAAAGGCGAAAGCUGUGGCUGCAGAAAAACCAAGACCUCCUGAGAGUGUUUCUCAGUUACUGCAGCCUUCAUGGGGCCCAGGGAGGUGGCUUGGCCUCAGUAAGGAUGGAACUCAAAUUUUUGCUGCAGGAGUCACAGCAGGAAACUACAGUGAAGCAGCUGCAGUCCCCACUGCCACUGCCAACCACCCUACCUCUGCUCUCAGCAAGCAUCGCUUCCACAAAAACAGUCAUUGCUAAUCCUGUACUGUACUUAAACAACCACAUCCAUGAUAUACUUUACACCAUUGUUCAGAUGAAAACCCCACCGCAUCCCAGCACUGAAGAUUUGAAGGUGCACACGCUCCAUUCACUAGCAGCUUCACUGUCUGCAUCCAUUUACCAAGCACUGUGCGACAGUCACAGCCACAGCAGCCAGACAGAAGGAAAUCAGUUUACAGGAAUGGCUUAUCAAGGACUUCUUCUAAGUGAUCGUCGAAGACUAAGAACAGAAAGCAUUGAAGAACAUGCAACACCAAAUUCUUCCCCUGCUCAGUGGCCUGGUGUGAGCUCACUUAUUAACCUCUUGAGUUCAGCCCAAGAUGAAGACCAGCCCAAGUUGAACAUUUUGUUGUGUGAAGCUGUUGUCGCUGUUUACUUAAGCUUAUUAAUACAUGCUCUCGCCACAAAUUCCUGCAAUGAAUUGUUUCGACUUGCAGCCCACCCACUCAAUAAUCGAAUGUGGGCUGCUGUUUUUGGAGGAGGUGUAAAGCUUGUUGUGAAACCUCAAAAGCAAGCAGAAAAUAUUUCAGCACCUCCAGCUCCUUCUGAAGACAUAGAUAAACACCGUAGGAGAUUCAACAUGCGAAUGCUGGUCCCUGGAAGACCUGUAAAAGAUGCUACCCCACCACCAGUGCCUGCAGAAAGACCAUCUUACAGAGAGAAGUUUAUUCCUCCUGAGCUUAGUAUGUGGGACUAUUUUGUUGCAAAGCCAUUUCUCCCUUUGUCUGAUAGUGGUGUUAUAUAUGACUCUGAUGAAAGCAUUCAUAGUGAUGAAGACGAAGAUGAUGCUUUUUUUUCAGACACGCAGAUACAGGAGCACCAAGACCCAAAUUCCUAUAGCUGGGCUCUUCUACAUUUGACAAUGGUUAAGCUAGCACUUCACAAUGUCAAAUGUUUCUUUCCUGUUGCUGGGUUGGAAUUCUCUGAGUUGCCUGUAACGUCACCACUGGGAAUUGCUGUGAUUAAAAAUCUGGAGAACUGGGAACAGAUCUUGCAAGAGAAAAUGGACCAAUUUGAAGGCCCACCUCCCAACUAUAUCAAUACAUAUCCAACUGACCUUUCAGUGGGUGCUGGGCCAGCUCUUCUUCGAAAUAAAGCCAUGCUGGAACCUGAAAAUACUCCAUUCAAAUCCCGGGAUUCUUCUGCACUUCCAGUGAAACGUCUUUGGCAUUUUCUUGUUAAACAAGAGAUCCUUCAGGAGACAUUUAUUAGAUAUAUUUUCACCAAGAAGAGAAAACAGAGUGAGUUGGUAGAAGAACAUGUGGAGCAGGUCAAACACAACUCCACAGCAGAAGAUUUCCACAUCAAGGUUGAAGCUGACAUGGGUUAUCCAGGUGGAAAAGCAAAGAUCAUUCAUAAGGAAUCAGAUAUGAUCAUGGCAUUCUCUGUCAACAAGGCAAAUUCUAAUGAAAUUGUUUUGGCAUCAACACAUGAUGUACAAGAACUUGACGUUACUUCUCUGCUGGCCUGCCAGCCAUAUAUAUGGAUUGGAGAAGAAUUUGACAGGGAAUCCAAAAGUUCAGAUGAUAUUGACUAUCGUGGUUCUACUACAACUCUGUAUCAGCCCAGUACGAUGUCUCAUUCAGCAAGUCAGGUGCAUCCGAUGUCCUCCCUGCCAUGGCUGGGCAGUGGCCAGACCAGCACUGGAGCCAGUGUGCUUAUGAAAAGGAAUCUACAUAAUGUUAAGCGGAUGACCUCUCACCCAGUUCAUCAAUACUAUCUCACAGGUGCUCAGGACGGCAGUGUGCGAAUGUUUGAAUGGACACGACCACAGCAACUUGUUUGCUUCCGCCAAGCUGGAAAUGCAAGGGUUACCAGAUUAUAUUUUAAUUCACAAGGCAACAAGUGCGGUGUUGCUGACGGAGAAGGUUUCCUGAGUAUUUAUCAAGUGAACCAGACUGCAUCGAAUCCGAAACCUUACAUGAGUUGGCAGUGCCACAGUAAAGCCACAAGUGACUUUGCAUUUAUUACCUCAUCAAGUCUAGUUGCCACAUCUGGACAGUCCAAUGACAACAGAAAUGUUUGCCUCUGGGACACACUGAUCUCUCCUGGAAACAGCCUCAUUCAUGGGUUCACAUGCCACGACCACGGAGCCACGGUCCUGCAGUAUGCACCAAGACAGCAGCUUCUAAUCUCCGGCGGCAGGAAAGGUCACGUCUGCAUCUUUGACAUCAGGCAGAGACAGCUCCUUCACACAUUCCAGGCACACGACUCGGCGAUUAAGGCCCUCGCCCUGGACCCCUGUGAGGAGCACUUCACUACGGGGUCCGCAGAAGGCAACAUCAAGGUCUGGAGAUUGACUGGCCAUGGGCUGAUUCAUUCAUUUAAACAUGAGCACGCCAAACAGUCCAUCUUUCGGAAUCUUGGGGCCGGGGUAAUGCAGAUUGACAUCACCCAGGGCAACCGACUCUUCUCCUGUGGGGCAGACGGCACACUGAAAACCAGGGUUCUGCCCAGCGCUUUUAACAUCCCUACCAGGAUUCUUGACAUUCUUUAGACGGAAAGAUGGCAGCUUUAUUUUUAUAAAUGUUUUCAGUCUAAAAAACAGCAGCGAUUACUAGGCACUUCUGCUCUCCAGGCAGUUGUUAACAUAUUUAAAAUCAUCCAGAGUUUCUCUGCUGACUGCUAUGUUGCUGAUUCAGGUGUUUCUUCCUCUGCUUACCACUGACUGAAGCAUACCUGCAGUCUCCUCUGUUGAAAGAAGGGUAGUAGUCCUAAUGAGUUAGAAGUGUAGCCCACCAGGAGAACUCGAGGUAUGGAGCAGUGACAGGUCAUUUCCAUUCUUUCCUGCUGAAUAUUGUUCCUGUUAGUGUUUCUACUGAGCUAGUACUGCAACUUGCAAAGAGUGCAAAUUUAAAUGCAAUGUUUUCCUCACAAUUUGCACAGAUUUUUUUUUUUGGACUGAGUUUUUCUAUUUGAAUAUUUGCCUUCACAUUAGGAAUGUUAUAUGUGAACAUGACAUUUGUAGUUGACCAAAACAUACUGAUUUAGUACUUUUUCUUUCCAUGUAUUCAAGGCUGCACACCUGCAAUAUUUUAAGGCUAUGUCACAACUGCAUCUAUAGAGCAUCUCAUAGUUAAGAUGAAUGUUAGGCUUUUUUGUGGCCAGUUACUUGGUGAUGAGAUGGGUGAUAUUAUGUAUUACCACUGCUUAUUGUAUCAACUAUGCAGAGUUAAAUAUUAUUUGCUUGUACAAAAUGAGCCAAUGUUGUCAUAUUUUGAUGUAUUUCUUUGGUUAUGACCAAAAAAUAUGUUCUUGAGAUAUGGAAAACCAAUGUCUGUGUGUUUAAAUGUUUACCAGCAAAAUCAUCUCAUCAUGUUUAUGAGAAUGUUUAAUGCCUGUGUGGUAAAUUAAAAUAUAAUGGCAUAAAAGCACCUUUCCCUGAAGGUAGUGUGAUGUUUGGGCUGUUAAAAACACAUGUAAAAUAAAAAAUAAAUGUUAUUUGUUAGAGUUUU
Erinaceus europaeus (western European hedgehog) is the source of this 9546-nucleotide messenger RNA. It is a transcript of the gene DMXL2, whose product is annotated as Dmx like 2. Gene Ontology annotation, molecular function: protein binding. Bases 27 to 8588 code for a protein of 2853 amino acids. Gene Ontology annotation, biological process: vacuolar acidification. Gene Ontology annotation, cellular component: RAVE complex. NCBI's taxonomy places the organism in Eukaryota, Metazoa, Chordata, Mammalia, Eulipotyphla, Erinaceidae. The transcript has 38 exons. The record is from RefSeq and is a predicted model, not a curated record.